Messenger RNA from Nothoprocta perdicaria, 2984 nucleotides. It is a transcript of the gene TREM1, whose product is annotated as triggering receptor expressed on myeloid cells 1. The record is from RefSeq and is a predicted model, not a curated record. The transcript is spliced from 12 exons. Bases 1 to 2337 code for a protein of 778 amino acids. Gene Ontology annotation, molecular function: signaling receptor activity. Gene Ontology annotation, cellular component: cell surface. Lineage: Eukaryota; Metazoa; Chordata; Aves; Tinamiformes; Tinamidae.
AUGAAAGUGAGCAAAGAGAGCGCAGAGACAAGACAGGUGGGAGCCAUCGCCUGCCUGGGCGUGCACAGAUACUGCGCCACCCACAUCUUGCCUUCCCUCAUCUGCACUGCGGUUGAACUCAGGAUAGAAGAUAACACCACCGAGGGGGUUGUAACCCUCACCAUUAAGGAGCUCAARGAGCAGGACUCAGGACAGUACAUGUGCGUGCAGUCUUCUGAUGUCGACACCCUGCUUCUCAUGAAAAAGAUCAAACUGAAUGUUUUCAAAGGAGAUUACAGGGCUGUACAGAAAGCCUGGUGCAAAAAGACAACUGGGAAAGACUGUGUUGUCUUGGUAAGUACAGAAAAGACAAACGGUCAGGAUAUCAGUAAAGCUCAGACAGGAAGAUACAGCCCGAAGGAUGACACCCAGAGGGGACUUCUCAGCAUCACCAUGGAGCAGCUCGUSGUACCAGACAGCAGGGAGUACUGGUGUGCCAUUUACAAUAACCUGCAUCUCUUGCGAAUAAUGAAAAUCAAGCUGCUUGUUUUCACAAGCGAAGCACCAAACACUCUUCCUCCUGCUUAUGCAAAUACUCCCUUUAACUCCUCAGAAACAAUAAGCCCCAGCAAGGAGGAAGGGCUGCAGUGGAACAGGUUGCAGAUCAUCCUUUGGUUGGCCAUUGGAAUCGUGACCAACAAGAUCCUGGCGAUGGUGAUCCUAGCGCUCCUCAUGAGAAGGAGGAACUCCAGGAAGGAGGAGGCUCUGGGGGCCUCCAGCACCCACAAGUCGCUGGGUCCCUCGGGACGCUGCCACGCGCCUGGCAGUGAGGCCAGAACCACAAGGCCGGCUCUGCUCUCCGCAGGUGUCCAAGCCCAAGCAGAUGGUGCCAGGGAGAGCCGCCCAGAGGGCAGCACUCUCCUCCUCCAGUGUCCGUACGGAAAAGAGGAYGGCUACCCUUCACACAAAGCCUGGUGCCGAGUGGCUAAUAAGGAAUGUGACAUCWUAGUACAGACAUAUUACAGAUAUCCUGGUGUGUACACAAACCAGGACACGCGCGGCAGAGUUACCAUACAGGACGACAUCCAAAGUGGGACCGUUUUCAUCACCAUGAGAAACCUCCAGGUACAGGACUCGGGCACGUACUCCUGUGCUUACCAUCAAAACACCAACACAUACCUUCCACUGAAGACCAUCUCACUGCACGUUUUCAAAGAGGUCCGCGUGCAGGAGCUGGCCUCGCUCACUGUGCAGUGCCCCUACAGCACCCAAGAGUCCAGCGCGACAAAAGCCUGGUGCCGGCAGGAAGGUGCCACCUCCUGCAACAUCCUGGUCAGCAUAAAUAGCUCUUCAACACAGCGUUACAGCAAAGCCCUGCAACACAGCAAAGCCCUGCAACACAGAACCACAAUCAGGGACAACACGUGGCAAAAUACCGUGACCAUCACCAUGGGGAAGCUGCAGGAACAGGACUCUGGUGUGUACUGGUGUGUGCUCGACACAGCCGCCCAUCGCACGCAAACAGUGGAAGUCAGACUCACCGUGUCCAAGAGCACGCGGCAGUUCACAGCCACGGAGUCCGACACGCUCGCUGUGCAGUGUCCGUACAGCUCCUACGAACACAGGUCAGUGCCCAAAGCCUGGUGCAAAGUGGCAGCGGGGCAGCAGUGCGUGGUGCUGGCCCGCACRGAYGAGCAGCGCCCAGGGCCCCGCGGGACGGCUUYGCCAGGCACAGCCACCAUUCGGGAUGACCUCUGGAGAAACACUGUCACCGUCACCCUGAAACAACUCCGCGCACAGGACUCCGGCGUGUACUGGUGUGUGCUCUACGAACCCCCCCAGCUCUUCCGCAUACUGGAGGUUACACUCAAUAUUCCCAAGGGUACGUAUUAUGAUUGUAACUUCAUUUCGUCAGUUACUGGAAACACAUGUGACACAAGUCCUUGCCCCAGCGACGCCAGCUUCACGACCCCUGCACCGCCAGAACGAUUCACCGUAAGUACCUUCAUCCUCCUCUAUGUGGUCCUGGGCAUCCUGCUUGUGCUGGCACUUACCAGCGUGGGAACACUGUACGUCAAGAAGCGCAGGCAGCGGAGACGAGGUAACAGACGAGCAGAAGACAUMUAUGACAAACCAGAGGACACAGAACAGUUUCAGAGCCCUGAACAAAUGGAAAGUCCCAGGAAAGACAGCGAAGACCUAAAAUACAUCAGCCUGGCCUUUACAGGGCAGCUCGGCCCCGAGGAACCACUCUAUGCUAACAUGAGACUAGAGCAGGCUCCCAGGAAUUCCAAGGCGGAAACUGUGGAAUACGCCAACAUUGCGCUCAAGCAGCUACCCAUGAAUGACAAAGAAUGAAGCACAGGAGCCAAACAAUCCAGAAAUGGGAGGAAAGAAAUGGAACACAGAGAGGGAAUGGGGCACAGCAGGUGUCUGCAAGGACACAGGAAAAAGAGCUAAGGAUUUGCUGCCAUGCAUACAGUGCCCACKCAUUUUAAGACCUCCCAGCUACAGGAGGGCAGCAGCAAAUUCUGAGAGCUGUGCAGAUUCUCUCCAGUCAGAGAGAGGUGCUGGGUAGCCCCCCGGGAUCUGCUGCACAUCAAUUUUCUUGGAGUCUAUUCAAAUACAGAUUGCUUUGGAGAUGCAAGUACGGAGGAGCAAUUUUUUUCAAAGGGGCCGGCGGCGGAUACUGCAGCUGUGUUCACUGGCACCAGCUCCAUCCUGCUCCUUUGGACUCAGCAACUCUGACCAGGAGAAGCCCUCCUCGGUGCUGCUGUUUGAACCCCGGAURCUGAUGGGACUGGGUUCCUUUGCCACAUAACGAGGGACGGGUUUUAGUGCUGGAAUUAGAGCAAUCAGCAGAACCAGAACCUGCCUAAGGGGAAAAGCUAGAGGACAUAUGGCAGUAAGCUGGAACGCUGCACUGCAAACUGGAGAAACUGAGAAGGACCCUGCUGAAUGAACCAGAGAACUAGGUCUUCUAGCUACCAAACAACUGCAUGUGU